Molecule: messenger RNA, 1973 nt
Organism: Trichoplusia ni (cabbage looper)
Lineage: Eukaryota; Metazoa; Arthropoda; Insecta; Lepidoptera; Noctuidae
Gene: beg
Product: probable malonyl-CoA-acyl carrier protein transacylase, mitochondrial
Exons: 3
Coding region: 671-1852 (393 amino acids)
Molecular function (GO): transferase activity
Source: RefSeq, a predicted model, not a curated record
GGACGUUCGUAUCGUAAAAUGGAGCUGCACUUAUUUUUGCAGCUUGUACAGGUGAAAGUUAACAUCAAGCGCAGGAAAAAUAGUUUGAUAAUUUGACAAAAAAACGACUAAUAUGUAACUAAUGGUUUUUUUUUAAACGACGAUGAACCUUAACGGUCUUCGUUAAUGUUUCCUUUUUUAUUAUGUCUGUAUUCCUGUACAUCCGCUAAAGAUAAUAAAUUAUUUCAUUUGUACAUAGCCUAAGAUAUUUAUUUAAUUACAACGGCGGUGUGAACAACCAAACAAAUUGGAUAAUGUGUUGAAUAAAAGACGAUCUUUGCAAAAAAAGGCGUGGAUGUCUCUCGCUGACCAAACUCUAUUAAUUUAAUGGUGUUUGAGUGAUUGAGUGUCAGUUCUCGACUGCUACAAGUGGCUGAUUGUCAAUGUCAAUGUCAAUUUAUUGUCAAUCGUUUUCAAUCAAAACAUUGAUGUACUUCUCAGUUUUUAAGAAUAACCUCUAAAUAAUCCUCAAUGAUUUCUCAAAGAAUUUUUAAGGAUUUUAAAUUAUUUUACUUUAUAAAUAGCGUUAGAAGCUAAACGUGACUUUAUUUCAUAAGUAUUAUACAGAUAAAAGAUUGUUAUGAUUAAACUGACUACAAACUAAUUUGUUUACUUUUAUGCAACUGUGAAAAUGCUGUGUAUUUCGCGACUGUAUGAACGCUGCUCACCGCGGGUUUUAGCACGAACUCGUUUAAAAGGUUCCCUAGCAGAUGGAGCUCCGGGUAGCAGUCCGCUUCGGCGGUUAUUAGAUGAAUCUAGUACAUUUGGCGAAGCAGCAGAAUCUGCUGAGCCCGAACUCCGGUGGGCCACACAGCCCUACGCGAGCCGGCCUCAGCGACGCGCAAGCUCGACAGAUACGCAUGUGGAACCUAGAGACACUACGGUGCUGUUGUUUCCGGGCCAGGGUUCACAGCAAGUAGGUAUGGGGCGACGUCUUCGAGAUAUUCCGGCUGCCAAGCAACUAUAUGAUUUGGCUUCAAAUGUUGUUGGGUGGGACGUGGCUCGCGUGUGUACCGAAGGUCCCGAAGAAGAGUUGUUGCAGCGCUGUCAGACUGCUGUAUUUGUGACGUCGCUGGCCGCGCUCGAGCGCGUGCGCGACGAGCGGCCGGCCGCCGUGGAGCGCGUGCGGGCCGUGGCCGGAUUCUCGCUCGGGGAGAUCGCCGCGCUCGUGUUCGCCGACGCGCUGCCGCUCGAGCGCGCGCUGCGCCUGGUGGAGCUGCGCGCCGCCGCCAUGCGGGCCGCCGCCGCCGCGCGCCCCGGCGGCAUGCUCACCGUGUGGCUCGCGCCCGACGCGCGCCUGCCGCUGGCCAUGCAGCGCGCGCGCGACCACGCCGCCGAACGGGGCGUGGACGCACCCGUGUGCCAGGUGGCCAACUACCUGUUCCCGGCCUGCAAGGUGCUGGCCGGGGACGACGAGGCGCUGCGGUUCCUCGAGGCCCGCGGCGGCGAGUUCGGGCUGAGACGCUGCGCGCGCGUGCGCGUGGAGGGCGCGUUCCAUACGCCGCUGAUGGCGCAGGCGGAGGCGGCGCUGCGCGAGGCGCUGCGCAGCGUGGAGCUGCGCGCGCCGCGCGUGCGCGUGUGGUGCUGCGCGGAGGCGCGCGCGUACGCGGACGCGGCGCACGUGCGGCGCGGGCUGGCGCGCCACGUGACGCGCGCCGUGCGCUGGGAGCAGACGCUGCAGGCGCUGUACGCGCGGCCGCGCGGCGCGCACUUCCCGCUCACGCUCACGCUGGGCCCGGGCGGCGCGCUGCGCUCCACGCUGCGCCAGGUCAACGCGCGGGCCUGGGAUGCUUCCUUACAGAUAGAUGUCUAAUGGACUUUGCCGAUGCCGAUAGAAUGGUUCAAUUCGAUCAUACGAAAAAUAGAUAAAACUUAACUACUUAGUACGAUUUGUUAUAAAUCUAUAAAUACAAAUCAGAAUUUUAUUCUUAAAA